This is a messenger RNA of Lathyrus oleraceus (garden pea), 1553 nucleotides long. RefSeq names its product cyclin-D5-1. The transcript is spliced from 5 exons. Bases 203 to 1210 code for a protein of 335 amino acids. The record is from RefSeq and is a predicted model, not a curated record. Lineage: Eukaryota; Viridiplantae; Streptophyta; Magnoliopsida; Fabales; Fabaceae.
UUAUAUUCAUAGUUGUGCAUAUUAAUCCGUAUAACCAUAAAUUAACGUCCCAUUAUAUGAAAUGUUGUUUCUUUUGGCGGCAUCAAAACCGCUACACUACCCUCUCACUUCAAUCCACUCACCACAAAAUCUAACCUCUCUUCAAACUUUUCCUACUAUUUAGCACUUACCUUCUUCCACAACAUCUCUAUCUAUCAAAGAUAUGGGAAGUUAUGUUGCCACCCCAUUUUCUUUCUCUAGUCUUCUCUGUCAUGAACAAACCGAUUCCACAUUCUUCUUCCAACAAGAUGAAGAUGAAAACACCAUCUUUGUUAAUAACAACAACCUUUGUUUCCUUUUGGAAGAUGAUGAAGACGAAUACAUUGAUUAUCUAUUCAAACAAGAAUCAGGAUUUGGAUCCUCCACCACUCAUUUCUUAUCCUACCAUAAUGAUGUUGAUCAUGAUAUAUUCUGGUUGAGAAAUGCUCGUUUGCAUGCCAUUGAUUGGAUUUUCAAUACACAAGUAAAAUUUGGAUUCACACUUCAAACAGCUUAUUUAUCAAUCACUUAUUUUGACCGCUUUCUCUCCAAGCGAUCCAUUGAUGAAUCAAAACCGUGGGCUAUUCAAUUAUUAUCAGUGGCAUGUUUAUCAAUAGCAGCAAAAAUGGAAGAACAAAGAGUUCCUCUAUUAUCAGAAUAUCCAAUAGAGUUUCGAUUUGAGAAUAAAGUUAUUAAGAACAUGGAGAUUUUAAUUUUGGCUACUUUAGAAUGGAAAAUGGGAUUGCCAACACCUUUUGCUUAUUUACAUUAUUUCUUCACCAAGUUCUGCAAUGGAUCAAGACCAGAAACAAUAAUCACAAAAGCCACAAAACACAUUAUAACAUUGGUCAAAGAUUUUAAUUUGAUGAAUCAACGACCAUCUAUAAUCGCUUCUGGUUCUAUAUUAGCAGCUUUUGAUUCUACAUUAACUCAGAAGGAAAUUGAUGUUCAGAUAAGACUAAUCUCAUCAUGGGGAAAUAUAGAAAGUGAACAAGUGUUUUCAUGUUACAAUGUUAUACAAGAAAAGAAGAGAGACAAAGUUAAGAAGACACCUUCCUCGGAUUUAUUAUCAAAAGAGUCGAAUUUGACUUAUGUUGUUGAGACCAAAUCUAGUGGUUUUUCAGGAGUUAAGAGAAAGCUUGGUUAUGAGAAUAUUGAAGAUUUUCAAGAACAAAAGCUACAACCACCUUAGUUUGUGUUUUCUAUACAUGAAAAUUAAUUAAUUUGAUUGGUAUUUUUUUGUAUUGUUUUUAGUUAAUUAAUAGGUCUAAUGAGUACAUUCACCAUUUUUAUGAAUGAGUUGGUAUUGAUAGAUUCAACCAAGAACAAAAAAGUUUUUGGGAGUGACAAGUGAGAAAAAAAAGAGUAAAUAAAUGAAAAGGUUGUUGUAGAUUUUGUUUAGAGAAUGGUGAUUGAGUGAAUGAAAGUUCACAAGGAUUGUGGUGGGGAAGUGAAAGCAAGAAAGAUAUGUGGAGUGUGUAAGUGGAACACUAUUUAUUAAUUAUUCAUAGUGAUAGUGUUUGCUUUUACAACUG